AGGUGAGUUAUAAAAAUAAAACGGGGAAGAAAGCACAUGGACGCGAGCAGCUGAAAUCAAUAAAUCAACUACUUGAUGCUCUGAAUCGGGUCUGAUCGGGAUACGGAGCAGCUCGCGCUCUCUCUGUUUAAGGACCGCCUCGCGAGCGACGGGACACUGGCCAAUACGAUCCAAAAGUCACGGAAAUCUUUGUGUAGCGAGAGUUUCCACGCGUGAAAAUGAUCCAAGAGGGGGAAUAAUCCGAGAGCACGCGAGAGAAACAAAGAGGGAGCGCGAGGGAGAGAGAGAGAUCACUGAUGAGGAGGAGGAGGAUGAUGGUGGUGGCCUAGAAACAUCAGGAAUUCCUCGUUCCGCUCGACUGGAUCCCAAGACGAUGGGGGAUUUUACGCAUUGCAAAGAAAAGGGGCUCGCUUUUCUCCUCCGCGCACCCCGGCUUUACUUUUGACUUCGAGGAUGCGUUGAAGUCUCCCAGUCCGAGAGUCACUGGCUCACGUGAAAAGGAACAGCGGCUCUGCGCAUUAAUGCGUGUGUGCGCGAGCGCGUACGCGUGCUCUCCCGUGACCGAUGGCACUGGAAUCCGUGCGCAACGGCUAUGUGCGCACUUGUGUCACUCCCGUGGAGCAGGACUGCUGGCACUCGUGCUUGGCUCUCGUGUGGAGCCGUAGGAGCCUGUCCUCGGCCGUGUGCGUCGCCUCGCUGUCCGUGCUGCUCGCGCUGCUCGCUCAGUCCGCGGACUGGGACGCGGAGCGCGCACACGCGCACUCCGGCUCUCACCUGGUGACGCUCGUGGAGCUCGUGUGGCAGCUGCUCUCGCCCGUCUUCACGCUCGUGUGUGCCUUCUUCUGGGUGGGUGUGUAUCUGCUCCGCUGCGGGGUGCUCAUCCGCACGGCCGUGUUCCUGCUCACCGUGUGCCAUCUGGGCGAAGCGGCGGCGCAGUCGCUGUUGGAUGCGCAGCAGCUGUACUCGUUCACGGCCACCGCGCUGGUGCUGCUCGCCUGCCUGGCCAGCGGGGCGCUCAUGGUGGUGCGGCUGGGUCAGGGCAUCUCCGUGCUCCUCUUCAUCAGCAUCAUCAGGACCGUAUCGCUGCUGUCGCUGCAGAAGGUGCGCGCCAGCUGGAGACCCUACCUGGCGUACCUGCUCGGGGUGCUGGGGGUCCUGUUGGCGAGGUAUGCGGACAGGCUGCUGCCGGAGCAGGGCGCAUCACACCGGGAGGGAUCGAGGGGAGAUAUUCCGGUAUUUAAGAGGCGCAGGAGGUCCAGCUCCGUAGUCUCGUCAGACAUGGCACAGCACGGCCAGCCCAGGAGCAAAUCUCACAGACGGACAUCGCUGCCCUGUUUGCAGAGAGACCAGAUGCUCCCACAGCAAGAAUGGGACCACAAAAGAGGCGCCCGAGGAUCUCAGCCAUCCGGCCUAAUGCAAUCUUCGGGCACCAGCAUGACGGUGGACAUCGCGGUGAUGGGCGAGGCCCACAGCACCCAGUUCACCUUCCAGCCGCUGCACCACCGGCCGCACCUGAGCCCCCUGCUGGCCUUCAGCGAUGGACACGCCUGCUCUGACUCAGAGGAGGUGCCGGAGAAAGGAGAGAGGCUGGCCAUCUCAAAGCGUUUGAGGCGCAGUUUGCAUCCGGGGCUUUUGAGACGGAUUUCUUCCCCGUGGACCACCACCACCUCAGCCACCGGCCUGCCCACCCUCGAACCCGGGCCGGUCAGAUGGGACCGCAGUGCCAGCAUCAAAGCACCUCAUGAUGGCCCUUCCAGCAGUUUGGUGAACAGUGAUUCAUGGAACAACUCGGUUAUGCUCGGCCUUUCCAAGAGCAGGUCCAUGUCUGCUUCAUACACUGCCUCCUCUGCCACCAACCACAUCUAUAGCAAGAGCCGAAGAGGUUACCCUUCUUCCAACAUCUCACCUCUGGCUUCACCCUGCAACUCCCCUCCAGUCCAGGGCACUCCGCUCACCAGCCCCACCAACAAAAGCCCUUCAGUGGAGCUGCCGGAUGCAGAGCUUCCGCUGGGCGACGGCCCGCCACCACGGAGCCCCCACAAAGCCUUAACCCACAGUCAGAGCGCCCCCAGCUCCAGCACCUCACAAUGGGUGCCGCCUCCACUUUGUAGCAGCUGUGGAAGACCGUACGGUAAACUGAGACACGUGGAAGGAUCCAUAGAUGCAGGAGAUCGAACCCAACAGUCAGACGAGCUGCUGAUAAUGUCGUCAGACUAUGAGACCAACCACAGUGACAGCAGCGACUUUGCACAGAACGAGGAAGACGGAGAGGGUCGCAUGAAAGCCUGUGGGACGUUCCCGUCUCCGGCGCUCGCACUGGCCGCUCUCAUCCCACCAGAGGAUAAGCCCAUCUUGGCCCCGGAGCCGCUGGUGAUGGAGGGCCUGAAGCCCCUCAUGAGUCAGAUCAACAACUGGAACUUCCCCAUCUUCAGUCUGGUGGAGAGAACCAACGGCAGAUGUGGCUGCAUCCUCAGCCAGGUGUCUUACCGGUUGUUUGUGGACACGGGACUCUUUGAGACAUUCAAGAUUCCAGUGAGGGAGUUCAUGAACUAUUUCCACGCUCUGGAGAACGGAUACAGGGACAUCCCAUAUCACAACAGGAUUCAUGCAACAGACGUCCUCCAUGCGGUUUGGUACCUCACUACCCAGCCUGUGCCUGGUUUACCUACACUGGCAUCACUGAGUGACUCGGACUCUGACGGUGGACUCGCUCACAGCCACUCAAAGUACCUGAUGUCCAUGACGUAUCCUGUAGAGGAGGAGGGUUACAGCUGUCUGUCCGGCCUCAUCCCCGCUCUGGAGCUGAUGGCGCUCUACGUAGCAGCCGCCAUGCAUGAUUACGACCAUCCCGGCAGGACCAACGCGUUCCUGGUGGCCACCAGCGCUCCUCAGGCUGUGCUUUAUAAUGACCGUUCGGUGCUGGAGAACCAUCAUGCAGCGUCUGCCUGGAAUCUCUUCAUGUCGCGGCCUGAGUACAAUUUUUUGGCCAGUCUGGACAACAUGGACUUCAAACGCUUUCGCUUCCUGGUCAUCGAGGCCAUACUGGCCACCGACCUCAAGAAACACUUCGACUUUCUGGCUGAAUUCAACGCCAAAGUGGGAGAUGAUGGAUGCUCAAGCAUUGAUUGGACUAAUGAGAAUGAUCGUCUGCUGGUCUGUCAGAUGUGUAUUAAGUUAGCGGAUAUAAACGGUCCAUUGAAAAGCAAGGAGCUUCAUUUGCAGUGGACGGAAGGCAUCGUCAAUGAGUUUUAUGAACAGGGUGAUGAAGAGUCCAGUUUGGGCCUUCCCAUCAGCCCUUUCAUGGACCGUACAGCACCACAGUUGGCCAAACUGCAGGAGUCCUUCAUCACACACAUCGUCGGGCCUCUCUGCAGCUCUUAUGAUUCAGCCGCCCUCAUGCCCGGCCACUGGGUCGACCCUCUGCCCAAAGAGGGUGAAAAUGCUGAGGAAGAGACGGAUGAAGAGGAGGAGGAGGAAGACACACCGGAAGAAGACGCCUCCACCAGCUCAGAACUUUCCCAGAAACCAGCACCCAAGAAACGACGGAAAGUGUUCUGCCAGAUCACCCAGCACCUGCUGGAGAACCAUGAGAUGUGGAAGAAGGUCAUUGCAGAAGAGUCCCAAAGCCAGACAGAAGGGGAGGAGUCCACAUGCCUCACUAACACCCCUGAGCCAAUCCUAGCCAUCGAUGAGGAGGAGGAGGAGCCAGGGAGCAAGGAGGAGCCUGCAGACGACCAGGAGGAGGAGACAACGGAGGAGGAGGAGAGUCCUGUACCUGACGAGACACAUGAAACAGAGGAAACAGAUAGUGAGACUGUAGAGGAAGCGGCCGAGACUGCGAAGCGAGACACGGUGACUGUAGAAGACGAUGCGGUGCUAAUGGGAAAACGAGAGGAAGACGAAAAAGAGGAUCCGGAACGAAUGACUUGCCCUUUUUAGACGUUGUCUAAAAGCUUUUUAUCAGCAAGCGAGACUUCUAAGAAAUGGUUGCCAGCACAUCACUUAGACACAACACUGUAGAUGCUUGGGGAACAUGUGCCUAAAGGAAACAGGGUGGGGUGGGGUGGUUCGGGAUGGAGGGUUUGAGUAACAAUGAGCAGGUGGUGAACUAUUGAGGUUUGAUGCUAAAAUAGAGUUCUCCAGGGGGUUUCCUAUAUAUUCUAGACUUACGUUGGUCAGUUUUGCAAAUUCUUCUGGCGAAACCCUCUCCAGCUGCACCUUAACCCCCAAAACUACGACAGGGGUCCCAAUGAUCUGCGGCGACACGUUUUGCAGGCUCAACAAGCAUUUCCAAGGAGCUUAGCGUCAAAGUCGGGAUGAGAAACCAAUCCACCGUGACUCUCGCCGGUUCGCGUAUCCCAGCAUCGGCAGCGGACGAAAGCAAACGCUCCAGAAACUGCAUGCGUUUGUGAAAAUGCUACAAAAAGAUACACUAUGUAUUUGCGUGUCUGUCCUGCCAUUGCUCUUUGUUUUUCCUUUCCAGAGCAUCACUAUAGCAAGCGCUUGCUCCAGUCUCAUUUCUGAAGGCAUCGAGCCGAAUGCUUGUCAUUCUCUUCCCUUUACCUUUUUCCCUCGGCAUUCCAUGAACUGAGAUUUUAUGUUUCUCGGGAUCAGACUGUUUUCGGAUAACUGUCAUUGGUUUUUACAGACUUUCUUGCAACUUUAUAAUCUUUUGGAUCUUGAUUUGUGGACAAAGGGUAUCUUUAGUUGUUUUUUAAACUGUAACUUCUUCAAAAUGCCAAUGGCCUUUUAGCCCAAUCGUUGUUUUACCAGAUGAUUUGAUAUAUAUACACAUGCAUACGGCGUGCAAUAGUGCAUCAGGUCAUCCCUAGUCAUCAGUGUACCGUCCAAAACUACAGACGCUCUUAUUCUCCCCCCUUCUGUUCUUGCAUUUAAUUUAGUUUUGAGAGCCAAGUAAACUGCUCUAGCAAGUCGCAUGUUUUCCCUCCGAACAAGGCCGUGGUUAUGCUUCACAGUCGUCUCACGCAGCCGCCGCUGUGGUGAUGCAGGCAGGCGUGUGAGCGACUGCGAGCUCCUCAGCCCAAGGGAUGAAACGACGAACUACGUCCCUCUCACAUGAGACCAUGUGCCGCACAUGAGAUACGCGCACCGGUCGACACGGCUGUCCGCGCUCGCCUUUGAUGUGCCGAAAGAGGCAGAUUGCUCUCAACGGCGAGAUGAAACACUUCUGCGGGCUUCAUCGCCUCGGGCCCGAUGUCUAAUCGGACGCCUUCAGUCACUUUGAAGGAGAGCCUAUUAAAAACGCCUAGGUAGGACGCGGCGGUCAUGUGCUCAUCUUUGAAACGUCCCCUUCAAUCGCAAUGCAGUGUAAGCCUUAAUAUUAUCAGGCAAUGUGGUGCAAUGAAGUCCGGCGAAUUAUUUAAGCAAUACCGACCCAAUGUGUACAGCAGAUUGGUAGCAUUUCCAGUUGCACUUUCUUUUGGUUGCUGUGUAAAUCUCACAUAGCUCAAGUGUGCGUGUGCCAAAUAUGACUUCAAAUCCAUUCUCCCCAAAGUAUGAAACAUCAUCAGGAGCAUGUAAAGGCCGUGUGUGCUUGUGAGUACGUGUGGCGAUGCAGUAUGAGUGCUUUUUAUUUGUACAUGGCCCCAAUUUUAGAGGGUAUAUUAUAUUUCUGCAUUAGGCCAUAGAUUUGUAACCCCAGGCCAGAGAUAUUAACCCUUUGGUGCAUGAGUUAUUAAAUCACAAAUUAAAAUAGUCUUAAUGUUUUUAAUACCUUUUUUAAAACAAAAAUAUAUUAAUUCCCAGUCCAAUAACGCAUUUUGAGAGCGUUACAGUCCACUGCAAUAAGAGAUAGUAGUUGUUAUGUGGUGCAUCACUUUUGUUUGCCAUUUUGAAUUUAGGUUGCCAUAAAGCAGAAACUUUAAAAAGGAUUGUCACAAUGAAUUAUGGAUAAGGGUUAAAAGUCAACACCUUAAAAAUGACUGUCUAGUGUAGUGGACAUCUUGCAUCAAAUUAUACAGGUGUCUUCGCUGUGUAUUUCCCAAAAUAAAAUGAACUUAUCGUAAUAAUAAAAUCCCCCUAAAUAAACCAUCAUACCCCAAGCAAGAGAUAUUAACCCUUUGGUGCAUUAAUUAUUAAAUCACAAAUAAAACUAUAAUGUUUUUAUUACUUUUUAAAAACAAAAAUAUAUUAAUUCCUAGUCUUUUUUUUUUUUUAAAUAAUGCAUUUGAGAGUGUUACUGAGCAUUGCAAUAAAAGGUAGUGAUUGUUAUGUGGUGCAUCGUUUUUGUUUGCCAUUUUGAAUUUAUGUUGCCAUAAUAAAACAUAAAAAAAGGAUUGUCACAAUGAAUUAUGGAUAAGGGUUAUCGCCUUAAAAAUUGCUUUUAAAGAUCUGUCCACUACAGUGGACAUCAUGCAUCAAAGUGUUAAAUUAGUUGUUUUCGCUGUAUAUUUCCCAAAAUAAUAUCAUAACCUUCAAUCAAAUCUUGAGGAAUAAAAUACAUUAUUUCCCAAUUUCACUAAGAAAUAUGUGACAUUAUGGAAGAAUCUAUUAUGCAAUAUAGCUCCGCCCCUUUCAUCUUACUUUUGCUCCGUUUGAGAAAUUUAUGUCAUUACCUUACUGCGAGUUUUUGACGAUCAAAGGUCAUUGAUAUUGAUGUCUCAAAAUGUUUCAAACCCAGAAUCAUCAAAGAUGCCCAGAUUUGCUUCCACCCAGACAGUAUUCAGAGAGACUCAACAAAAACUGUGGAAUUAGCCAGCGAAUCCUACACGUUUGAUGCGCUCGCUCGUGCGUGCACUGCAUGAUUGCGCGUGUUGGCAUGGCAGCAUGCGCCUCUGUCCUCCACCGUGCCUCCCAUCAGUGGGUUUUCAGCUCUGAUCUGCGUUCGGUGGCUCUGAUUCCAGAUUCUGGAGUCAGAAUGGGCAGCACAAAUCUUCAGAAACUGUUUGAAUGGGUUCAUAAUGGCAUUUUCACUAAAUUCAUGUUUUGUUUUUUUAAACGUAGCAGAUGCCCUUAGGAGUGAAAUAAAUUAGAGUCUGUACAGUUCGGCUAAAAAACCUGUGCAGGUAUUACAGAAAUGCACAACUUGCUAGUUUGUGUGUAAAGUGUAGUCUGAUAAGCUUGGUUCAUCAUUCCAAAUCUUUUUGAUUGUCAGUAUAGGCGGUUUGACUGGCAUGCCAGGUUCACCGGAUGUCGACACGAGACUUAAAGAGGUUACACUUCACAUAAGAGGCUGAUCCUUUUAUAUUUUUCCUUUGUAUUUCCUGUUCAACGCUCAUUCCUUCAUCUUCAGCUGUACGCAUCUCAUAACCGUGUCCACUCGUUUCGUUCACCUUGAGAACCAAACAAGCUUUACACCUCUCUGAGAAAGAGAAAUGAGACUUGUACUUUUUUUUUUUAUAUAGUCGGCACUUCACUGACAAAAUAAUUAUUUUUCUUCUCACUUGUAUCUUGCACUUAACACAUGUAGCAAUACCUAUAGAAAGGGAAACUGUGUAAAUCACCAGUAUUCGUAAAGUGAAAUAUUCAUUUUAUCGCUGAUUGUUGUUCCAUUUUGUACAAAAUGAUAUUGUGUACAGGUUAAAAAUGAAACAAAACAAAAACAAAGCCAAAAAAAGGGACAAAAUGAUGAAGACGACAACAGAAGUCUUUUAGAUAAACAUUAUUUAUUUUUACUGUUUUGUAAUUUAGACACUAUACUGUAGCUCCUCUAUUGCCAGACUUACUGGAAGUGCCUCUUGGUAUAAUGUAACAUACAGAAAAUAUAUAUUGAGAUUAUUAGAACCUGUCACAAGCUGAACAUUGUGGAUGUUGUAAUGUGAAUACAGUUUAAUAAUACGAGUGAAA
Molecule: messenger RNA, 7806 nt
Organism: Sinocyclocheilus anshuiensis
Lineage: Eukaryota; Metazoa; Chordata; Actinopteri; Cypriniformes; Cyprinidae
Product: cGMP-inhibited 3',5'-cyclic phosphodiesterase A-like
Exons: 18
Coding region: 565-3939 (1124 amino acids)
Biological process (GO): signal transduction
Molecular function (GO): 3',5'-cyclic-nucleotide phosphodiesterase activity
Source: RefSeq, a predicted model, not a curated record